AUGAGUGAAUCGAAGAGGCUCAACAAGCGACAGGCGCGGGAGCUGCAGGAGCUGCAGGAGCUUGAGGCGCUCGGUGGAGCUGCGGUCGGUUCUGGAAGUGCAGCUGGCAACUCCCAUGUCGUCGGCGAAGCGCCAGCAGAUGGAGACGAGAACGAAGAAGGGGAGCUUGAGGCGGACGACACGACGCCUGCGCCAAAGGCUAGCCUGUUUGCUCAACUGGGUGAGGAGGAUGAGGAAGAUGAGAGCGACGCGGACGAGGAUAUCACCGCGACAGUCGUCAAGAGCAAGUCAAAGAAGAAAAAGAACAAGAAAAAGAAGAAGAGGAACGCUGCAGCAGGAGCAUUAGAGAGCAUUGAUACCGAACACAAGGAUGGAGAAGCAGGGGACGAUGGGCAAGAGGAAAGGGACGACGAGGACGAUGAGCCCGACGGAGAAGAGGAGCAGGGGGGGCAAGGGAUGCCAAAGGAGAGCAAAGGGGCCAAGAAACGGAGAAAGAAGCGGGAGAUCCAGCAGCAACAGCAACAACAGCAAAAGGCUUCGGAAAAGGAGAAGAAGAAUAUCUCCGACAUGUCGAUGGAUGACUUUGCUGCAUUGUUAGCCGCCCAGGCCAAAGUUGAUGGCGCAGGAGGCGAUGGUGAAGCACAGGUCUUGGGAAGCGGGCCGCCAGCAGGCUCUCCCCUGGCCAGGCUGAGAGCGAAUCUGGCACUUGCUGCGUCAGCCUUGGAUCCAGCCAUAGAGCUCAAGCGGCAAUUUGGCGCAGCGGCCAUCAAGGCCUACGAGAAUGAGGCCGGCGGAGGGGGUGGAAGGGAGGCAGCUCGGGCUCGAGCGGCAGCCCUUGCGCACAACUCGAAUCUGCGAGCGCACAACAUCCUCAUCCAGCCCAAGGAGACAUGGCCCCCCAUCGCGCGUACCGUUACGGGCCUGACGAUGGAGAUGAUACCAAUCGAAGGCCGCGGCAAGCUGGGCGCCUGGGUGCAUUCCAAGAACUACAAGCGAGCUCAGCUGCAGUUCCUGCAGAGCGUCCAGUCGUACGACCCGAACCAUCUCUACAACCUCCUUCGCACCUUUCCCUGGCACAUCGACACGCUCCUCCAGCUCAGUGAUGUCUCGCGGCACCAGGGUGAUCUUGGCCAGGCCAGCGACUUCAAUGCGCGUGCACUCUUUGCCUUUGAACGCACCGCCAGCUCGGCAUUUACAGGCGCCCUACUCUCGUCCUCAGGCCCGCCUCAGGUCGAUUUUGACCGGAUUGAGAACCGCGGCUUCUGGCUGGCUGCGCAUCGCAACGUCAACUUCCUCGGCAGGCGGGGCACCUGGCGCACGGCACUCGAGUGGGUCAAGCUUCUCAUCGGCCUCGACAGCGAAACGGACCCACACGGCAUGAUUCUCUGGCUCGACUUUCUCUCCAUCAAGGCAAGGCAGCACCGCUGGCUGCUCGACACCAUUGACAAGUGGGAUGCAGCAAGGAGCGCCGACUUGCAGAGCUCUGGCUUGCCGAUUCAAGGGGCAAAGACACCCUUCGACCCACCACCGUUACCAGACGCAACGAGCGCCGACGAGGCAAAGGGCUCGCUCGACUGGUGCCUGGGCCUGUCCUACGCCCGCGCCCUAGCCCUGCGUUUGGUAGAGAAGGAAGAGAGCAGCGGCAGCAAUAGUGACGGUGCGACGUCUGCGUCGUUUGAGAAGAGCACGCUGGCGCUGAAGCAGGCCAUGGCGAGGCACCCACAUGUGCUGCCCCUUCUCUUUGAAAAGAUCGGGCAGCCGUUCCCCGUAGAUGCGUCGCAUGCCAUCUUUGCGAUGCCCGAUGCUGCUGCGUACGACGGCCACCAAGACGCAGAGGCUGAAGCUGGCCUCGCAGCGCUGCUGGCACACGUCUACGUCUCGCGCAACGAGAGCCUGUGGAAGGAGUCUGCCGUCGCCUCGUGGCUCAGCAAGACUCUCUGUGAAGCUUUCCCGGUCCUCACCGCUGAUCCCGCGGCAGGUAAAGCGCACGGCGACAUCGAGAAAGCAAAGACGGACAGCCUGACAAAGCUCGGCAUCUACCGCCACGUCCUCGUGUCGGACCUGCCCGACGCGCUGAGACAGACGCUUAUUGGUCUCAUCCCGCGCAAAAUCACCGCCAUGCAGGGCGCUCUCGACUCCUACGAUCCCUUGCCGCCGGUGCAGUAUGGCGAGGAGGAGAACCCAGUGACGAGGUACGACGACGAGUACUUUAGACCAAUCAUGGGCGGCGGUGGCGGCAGUGGCAGCGGAGGGCAGGGCAUGCGGCAGGCACCCUCGAGGGGCAUGAUGCAGCGCCUCAUGGCCGCCAUGCGAGAGCUGAGGGGCGGCAUGGGCAUCGAGGGCUGGGAGAAUAUGGACGACGAGACAAGGCAGGACGCCCUGGCGGAGCUCAUGAUGGCCGCCCACGGCAACGGCCAGAUGCCCGGCGAGCUGGCGCACCUGUCUGGCGACGAAGACGCAGACGGUGAAGGCGCGGGCCCCGAGGGCGAGCAGCAAGGCCCAUUUCAGCUAUUUCGCAACCUCAUAGGCGGCUUCUGGGGCGCUGAAGGGCAAGCAGAGGAAGAGGAAGCAGAUGCCGGCGCUCAGGACGACGGGAGAGAGCCCCGGCAGUAG
Molecule: messenger RNA, 2613 nt
Organism: Acaromyces ingoldii
Lineage: Eukaryota; Fungi; Basidiomycota; Exobasidiomycetes; Exobasidiales; Cryptobasidiaceae
Product: DUF654-domain-containing protein
Exons: 2
Coding region: 1-2613 (870 amino acids)
Biological process (GO): ribosome-associated ubiquitin-dependent protein catabolic process; rescue of stalled cytosolic ribosome
Cellular component (GO): RQC complex
Source: RefSeq, a predicted model, not a curated record